This is a messenger RNA of Drosophila grimshawi, 2250 nucleotides long. RefSeq names its product succinate dehydrogenase [ubiquinone] flavoprotein subunit, mitochondrial (gene SdhAL). Gene Ontology annotation, biological process: tricarboxylic acid cycle; mitochondrial electron transport, succinate to ubiquinone. The record is from RefSeq and is a predicted model, not a curated record. The transcript has a single exon. NCBI's taxonomy places the organism in Eukaryota, Metazoa, Arthropoda, Insecta, Diptera, Drosophilidae. Gene Ontology annotation, molecular function: succinate dehydrogenase (quinone) activity; electron transfer activity; flavin adenine dinucleotide binding. The coding region runs from base 64 to 1998 and encodes 644 amino acids.
UGAGAAUUUUGUGUACAUAGUAAGAUAUUGUUUUUGUAUGUGAUUAAAGUUCUUUUGACAACUAUGAUUUUCUUAAAAGCACAAGCCAUUGAAGGCUGUAUUCGAAAUUCAUAUCGUUGCUUUCAUGUGUCGCAGCAGCUGCACGAUUGUGAUGCAGACUAUAACAUUAUCGAUCACAAGUACGAUGCAAUUGUGAUUGGGGCUGGUGGGGCCGGAAUGCGUUGUGGCUUCGAGCUGGCCCGGCAUGGCUUCAAGACGGCGAUGUUGUCCAAGUUAUUCCCCACACGCUCCCACACGGUGGCGGCCCAAGGUGGCGUUAAUGCGGCACUGAGCAAUAUGGACUCUGAUGACUGGAGAUUCCACUUCUACGACACGGUCAAGGGCAGCGACUGGCUGGGCGAUCAGAACGCCAUACACUACAUGUGCCGCGAGGCGGAGGAAGCUGUCUACGAGCUCGAUCAGUUUGGAAUGCCGUUCUCGCGCACCAAGGACGGAAAGAUCUACCAGCGACCCUUUGGUGGGCAGACUCUUGACUACGGUACGGGCGGGGUGGCUCGACGCUCCUGCGCUGUGGCCGAUCGCACCGGACAUGCUUUGAUACACACACUGUACGGCCAGACGCUUAAGUACAAAGAUCUUUGCCACUACUACGUUGAUUAUUUUGUACUCGAUUUAAUUAUGGCCGAGACACGCUGUGUGGGAUGCCUGGCCUGGAAUUUGAACGAUGGCACCUUUCAUCGCUUUCUCGCUAAUAAUACUGUAGUUGCUACUGGUGGCUGUGGACGCGUCUACUUCUCGACCACUGCCGGACACACAUGCACCGGGGAUGGCAACGCUUGUGUGUCGCGAGCUAAAUUGCCACUGAUGGAUAUGGAGUUUGUACAGUUUCAUCCCACUGGCAUGUACGGAGCCGGCUGUCUCAUCACGGAAGGUGUACGUGGCGAGGGCGGUUUCUUUGUCAACUGUAAGGAGGAGCGUUUCAUGGAGCGCUAUGCACCGCAGGCCAAGGAUCUGGCCUCGCGCGAUGUUGUCGCACGUGCCAUGACACUGGAGGUGCUACAAGGGAAUGGCUGUGGCCCACUCAAGGAUCAUGUCCACUUGCAGCUCCAUCAUAUCGAUCCGCAAAUCUUACGCGAACGCCUACCCGGCAUCAUGAAGACGGCCAAAAUAUUUGCCAAGGUGGAUGUGACCAAGGAACCGGUGCCGGUGUUGCCCACGGUGCACUACAAUAUGGGUGGUGUACCCACCGAUUUCAAGGGUCGCGUGCUCACUCUUGACGAUGAGGACAACGAGCUGAUUGUCAAGGGUCUCUACUCAUGCGGAGAGACUUCAUGCGCUUCGGUGCAUGGCGCCAAUCGCUUGGGCGCCAACUCUCUGCUCGACUUGAUUGUCUUUGGGCGCUCCUGCGCAAUCGAUAUUACAACCAACAACUGCCCGGGCGAUGAUCCGCCCGAGGUGGGCCAAGGUGCCACAGACGCAUCGAUAGAUAACUUUAAAAAGUUACGUCAUGCCAAUGGAAAAACUACAACGGCCUCCUUGCGUAUUGAACUUCAGCGCACUAUGACAAUGCAUGCUGCUGUUUUCCGCGAGGGGAAGUUGCUCAAGCAAGGAGUUGACAAGGUGAUCGCAUUGUGUAAGGCAUUCAAGGAUAUUAAAGUGUUUGACAGGACGAUGGUGUGGAAUACGGAUCUGGUUGAGACUCUGGAACUGCAAAAUAUGCUGGCCAACGCUGUGCAUAUCGUCACCGCUAUGGAGAAUCGCAAGGAGUCGCGUGGAUCACAUGCACGUGAGGAUUUCAAGGCGCGCUUGGACGAAUAUGAUUACAGCGCUCCCAUCGAGGGACAAGAGAAGAAAGCCUUUAAGGAUCACUGGCGUAAGCAUACUUUGACAUUUGCGGAGGGCGACGAGGGAUGCACCACCAUCAAAUACCGACCGGUCAUUGACGAAACCUUGGAUGACAGCUUACAAUCCAUACCACCAGCUUCGCGUACAUACUGAACAUAUAUAUUUUUAUAAUACUUCAAUUGUCUCCUCUCCAAAACCAAAUCGACUAUAGAGAAAUAAAUAUGCUCUCUGAAUAACAUGGCAUAGCUGUAACCAUUACAACAAAAUUAUGUGUGCUCCAAUUAGCAGAAAAUUAACACACUCUAAAAGCUUUCCGUUCAUUAUCAAAACCGCCAAGUUUCAAUGGAACUAAACACAAUUAUUUGAAUACAUGAUAAAUUACGUUCUGAAAAUCAAGUGAAAAUA